Messenger RNA from Perkinsus marinus ATCC 50983, 723 nucleotides. RefSeq lists its product as hypothetical. Gene Ontology annotation, molecular function: cysteine-type deubiquitinase activity. Gene Ontology annotation, cellular component: cytoplasm. Bases 1 to 723 code for a protein of 240 amino acids. Gene Ontology annotation, biological process: protein deubiquitination; ubiquitin-dependent protein catabolic process. NCBI's taxonomy places the organism in Eukaryota, Perkinsozoa, Perkinsida, Perkinsidae. The record is from RefSeq and is a predicted model, not a curated record. The transcript has 8 exons.
AUGAGCGAUAACAAGACCAGCAAGAAGCGUUGGUUGCCUUUGGAGGCCAAUCCGGAAGUCAUGACGGAUUAUGCCAGGAGCCUCGGUCUACCUUCCUUCCUCCAUUUUACCGAUGUAUUGUCAGUUGAGGAUUGGGCACUUGAGAUGGUGCCUCAGCCAGUGUUGGCAGCGGUCUUGCUCUUCCCAAUAAAAGAUUCGACUGAAGCAGACGACCAGAGGCGCAUUCAAGCUGUGAAGAAGGAGGAAAUACCUGCUAGUGCGUACUUCACGAAACAGACUGUGGGAAAUGCUUGUGGUACCAUAGGGAUCAUCCACUGCAUGGCCAAUAUUGAAGGCCAGUGUGGAGUUGAAUACAAAGAAGGUUCUUACAUCAACAGCCUCAUGCGAAGCACCAAGUCAAUGUCGCCUGAUGAACGCGCGGUUUACAUCGAGAAGGAUGACAAGUUGGAAAAAGCUCAUCGUGAAGCUGAGAAUCAGGGCCAGAGCCGUCCACCGGCCGAAGAUGAAUCGGUCACCACUCACUUCGUGGCAUUCACUGUUGUCGAAGGCGAACUGCUCGAGUUCGAUGGCCGCAAAACUACACCGAUACCUCAUGGAAAAUGCCCCGCAGAUCAAGUGCUGCAACGAACAGUAGAGGUUGUGAAGAAUGUGUUUAUGAGUCGAGACCCCGAUGAGAUUCGCUUCAACAUCCUAGCAUUGACAGCUGGAGAGGCGUGCCUUUAA